This is a messenger RNA of Cryptomeria japonica (Japanese cedar), 2188 nucleotides long. RefSeq lists its product as uncharacterized. The record is from RefSeq and is a predicted model, not a curated record. The transcript is spliced from 3 exons. Lineage: Eukaryota; Viridiplantae; Streptophyta; Pinopsida; Cupressales; Cupressaceae. Gene Ontology annotation, molecular function: nicotianamine synthase activity. Bases 21 to 2180 code for a protein of 719 amino acids. Gene Ontology annotation, biological process: nicotianamine biosynthetic process.
GUGUAAUAGAUAGGAUUAAGAUGGAUGUCAAGAUGUUGAAGGAAGAGGAAAUGAAUAUGUGUCGGGAGGUAAUGCAAACCUACGAAAAGAUCAGCAAGUUAGACAGUCUGAAGCCAUCGAGGAGUGUGAAUGCUCUGCUCACUCGACUGGUGGGUCUCUGCACGCUGCCCUGCUCGGAGGAAAUGGAUGUCCGGAAGUUGGGCAAAGACGUGGAAGAGAAGCGAAGGCAUCUGAUAGAGCUGUGUGGGGAGGCGGAAGGGCAUAUGGAGCACCACUAUGCAGGUGUAUUGCUGGAACAUCACUCGCCCCUCUCGCCUUCCACCCUGCCAAUCUUCCCGUACUAUAACAACUACAAGAAAUUGGCGGCGCUGGAGUACGCAAUGGUGUGCGAGGGCACAUCGUCGUCAUGGGUGAAGAGAGUGGCGUUUGUGGGGUCGGGGCCGUUGCCUCUGACCAGCAUCGUGCUGGCCAUGCAUCACCUCAAAAGCGCUGCCUUUGACAACUACGAUAUAGACGCAGACGCCAACGCCGUGGCUUCCAAGCUAGUACGCUCCCACAACGAAUAUGAUUCGUCGCUGGCGCAGAGAAUGAGUUUUAUCACGUGUGAUAUUCUCCGCGUGGGCGGGGAGCGGCUGGGGCGCUACGAUGUUGUGUUUGUGGCGGCGCUGGUGGGGCUGCGGAGAGAGGAAAAGAUGAAGGUUUUGAAGCACAUCGGGAAGCAUGUCAAGUCUGGCGCUCUUGUUGUCAUUCGAAGUGCCCGUGGAGGGCGAGCUUUCUUGUAUCCCGUAGUGGAUGAGGAAGACGUUGUUACGCACUCUGGUUUGCGGCUGCUCUCCGUUGUCCAUCCCACCAACGAGGUCAUCAAUUCCAUUCUGCUGACAAUGACGUUUGUGGGGUCGGAGCCAUUGCCUCUGACAAGCAUCGUACUGGCCACACAUCACUUCAAAAGCGCCGCCUUUGACAACUACGAUAUCGACGCAGGCGCCAACGCCGUGGCUUCCAAGCUAGUUCGCUCCCACAAUGAGUAUGAUUUGUCGCUGUCGCAGAGAAUGAGUUUUAUCACAUGUGAUAUUCUCCGUGUGGGCGGGGAGCGGCUGGGGCGCUACGAUGUUGUGUUUGUGGCGGCGCUGGUGGGACUGCGCAGAGAGGAAAAGAUGAAGGUUUUGAAGCAUAUCAAGUCUGGCGCUAUUGUUGUCAUUCGAAGUGCCCGCGGAGGGCGAGAUUUCUUGUAUCCAUCCAGCCAACGAGGUCAUCAACUCCAUUCUGCUCGCCCAGAAGCCCUGAGGAUCACACUCUGGCCUGUGUUCCUCCAUUUCUACUUCUUUAUCGAAGAGGAAAUGAAUAUGUGUCGAGAGGUAAUGCAAAUCUACGAAAAAAUCAGCAAGUUAGAGAGUCUGAAGCCGUCGAGGACUGUGAAUGCUCUGCUCACUCGGCUGGUGGGUCUCUGCACGCUGCCCUGCUCGGCGGAAAUGGAUGUCCGGAAGUUGGGCAAAGACGUGGAAGAGAAGCGAAGGCAUCUGAUAGAGCUGUGUGGGGAUGCGGAAGGGCAUAUGGAGCACCACUACGCAGGGGUAUUGCUGGAACAUCACUCGCCCCUCUCGCCUUCCACGCUGCCAAUCUUUCCGUACUAUAACAACUACAAGAAAUUGGCGGCGCUGGAGUACGCAAUGGUGUGCGAGGGCACAUCGUCGUCGUGGGUGAAGAGAGUGGCGUUUGUGGGGUCGGGGCCGUUGCCUCUUACCAGCAUCGUGCUGGCCAUGCAUCACCUCAAAAGCGCCGCCUUUGACAACUACGAUAUCGACGCAGGCGCCAACGCUGUGGCCUCUAAGCUGGUUCGCUCGCACAACGACUAUGACCCGUCGCUGUCGCAGAGAAUGAGUUUUAUCACGUGUGAUAUUCUGCGCGUGGGCGGGGAGCGGCUGGGGCGCUACGAUGUUGUGUUUGUGGCGGCGCUGGUGGGACUGCGUAGAGAGGAAAAGAUGAAGGUUUUGAAGCACAUCGGGAAGCAUAUCAAGUCUGGAGCUCUUGUCGUCAUUCGAAGCGCUCGCGGAGGGCGAGCUUUCUUGUACCCCGUCGUCGAAGAGGAAGACGUUGUUACACACUCGGGUUUGCGGAUGCUCUCUGUUGUGCAUCCCACCAACGAGGUCAUCAACUCCAUUCUACUUGCCCAGAAGCCCUAACGAUCCCC